CGAAGCGUCUGAAGAUCCUCCUUCUCUGAAGAAGAAGCACCAAAGUAGCUGACCGAGUUAGUUAACCUUAGGGCGGAGCCGAGAGCUUCUCCGAUCACAUCAAUGGCGUCUCCGGCGGCACUUCAGAGAUCCCCUCUCUCUUCCUCCCCGUCGUCCCCUCUCCAGCGCCUAUCCACAUUCAAAACCUCCGCCACGGGCACGUCAACCCCCGCGGCCACCGCCACCACCGCGUCCUCCGCCCUCGACACCUUCGCCAACGACCCGAUCUUCUCCGGCUUCCUGUCUCCGUCCUUCUCUUCCACUUCUUUCUCGUCUGCCGCGCUUUCGUCCGGCUCCCCGGCCUCCACCGCCGAGAAGCUCCACAACGCCAUCCGCCUCCUUGAGUCCCAGCUACGCUCUGAGGUCCUCUCCCGCCACCACGACCUCCUCUCCCAGCUCUCCUCCCUCAAGUCCGCUGAGCACUCACUCUCCACCGUACGAUCCGCCGUCUCCUCCCUCCAGUCUUCCCUCCGCCGCAUCAGAUCCGAACUCUCCGAGCCCUAUGCAUCCAUCAGAUCCAAGUCUCUCCAGCUCUCCAACCUCCACCGCACCACCGAGCUCCUCCAGCAUACUAUCCGUGCUCUCCGGCUAUCGAAGAAGCUCCGUGAGAUGGCACCGUAUCCGGUCAUCGAUCCCGAGAAAUUCGACCUUGCCAAGGCUGCCCAGCUGCACUGCGAGAUCCUGGGUCUCUGCGACGAGUAUGAUCUCACCGGAAUUGAAGCUAUCGACGAGGAGCUCAAGUAUGUGAGAGAGAUUGGAGACAAGACGAGGAGCGAGGCAAUGAAGGUAUUGGUGAGAGGAAUGGAAGGGUUAAACCAAGCAGAAGUGGGAACUGGGCUUCAGGUGUUCUACAAUCUCGGCGAGCUGAAGGCCACUGUGGAGCAGUUAGUGAAUAAGUACAAGGGAAUCGGAGUGAAGAGCAUUAACUCGGCGCUGGACAUGAAGGCAAUAUCGGCCAGUGGAGGAGGAGGGUAUGGGCCUGGGGGGAUUAGAGGGAGUGGGACGCCGCAGAUUGGAGGAAGUGCGAAGGCUCGGGAGGCUCUGUGGAAGAGAAUGGAGAAUUGUAUGGAUCAGUUGCAUUCGGUGGUGGUGGCAGUAUGGCACUUGCAGAGGGUAUUGUCCAAGAAGAGGGAUCCGUUCACCCAUAUUUUGUUGAUUGAAGAGGUCAUUCAGGAGGGUGAUUCUGUGUUGACAGAUCGUGUCUGGGAAGCACUUGUGAAGGCUUUUGCAAGUCAAAUGAAAUCUGCUUUCACGGCGUCAAGUUUUGUGAAAGAAAUUUUCACUAUGGGAUACCCAAAGAUGAUCUCCAUGGUCGAGAACCUUCUUGAACGGAUCUCACGUGAUACUGACGUCAAAGGGGUCUUACCAGCUAUUACCUCCGAAGGAAAGGAUCACAUGGUUGCGGCCAUAGAAAUAUUCCAGACUGCUUACUUGGCCCUUUGCUUGAGCCGUCUCUCAGAUCUCGUGAAUAACGUGUUUCCAGUUUCUAGUCGUGGAAGCUUCCCUUCAAAGGAACACAUUUCAAGAAUUGUAUCACGUAUUCAGGAAGAGAUCGAAGCUGUUCAGUUUGAUGGGCGUUUGACUCUCCUCGUCUUGCGUGAAAUAGGCAAGAGUUUGCUCCUGCUAGCAGAACGAGCUGAAUACCAGAUAUCUACUGGUCCUGAAGCACGCCAAGUAACGGGUCCUGCCACCAUGGCCCAGCUGAAGAACUUCACCAUAUGUCAGCACCUGCAAGAGAUUCACACGCGCAUAUCAUCUCUGAUAAAGGGACUGCCACCUGUUGCCGCUGAUGUGCUGUCUCCCUCGCUUGGUGCAGUUUAUGGGGUUGCAUGUGACUCAGUGACAUCCUUAUUUCAAGCAAUGCUUGAUCGCCUUGAGUCCUGCAUACUGCAGAUCCACGAUCAGAAUCUUGGUGAUCCCAAAACAGAUGCUGCUAUGGAUAAUAACAUGUCCCCUUACAUGGCAGAGCUGCAAAAGUCUAUUCUCCACUUCCGAAGUGAGUUCCUUUCUCGGCUUUUUCCUCCAUCUAAUACUGCUGCUGCUGGGACAGAGACAAUAUGCACCCGCUUAGUUCGAAAUAUGGCUGCACGGGUUCUGAGUUUCUUCAUAAGACACUCUUCCCUCAUAAGACCCCUCUCAGAGUCAGGAAAGCUGAGGCUGGCACAUGACAUGGCUGAGCUGGAGCUAGCUGUGAGCCAGAACCUCUUCAAGGUGGAGCAGCUCGGAGCUCCAUACAGAGCCCUUCGGGCAUUUCGGCGUCUUAUAUUUUUGGAGACCUCUCAGCUCAGUGCAUCCCCUCUCCUUCAGGACCUGCCCCUUAAUGUGAUUCUUCAUCACCUCUACACACGGGGCCCCGAGGAGUUUCAGUCUCCCUUGCAGAGGAACAAGCUCACGCCUCUUCAGUACUCUCUGUGGUUGGACUCGCAAGGGGAGGAUCAGAUAUGGAAGGGGAUCAAGGCGACUCUCGACGAUUAUGCUGCUAAGGUGAGGGCGAGAGGGGACAAGGAAUUCAGUCCUGUGUAUCCCCUCAUGCUCCAGCUUGGGUCCUCCCUGACAGAUGCUGCUUCUUCGCCCUUGAAGCAAUAAAUAUUGAACGUGCACUCUGAGAAUUGGAUUGUUUCUAACCGGAGCAGCUAGGCAUCUACCUGUCCGGGACGUUAUGGUGUUGAGACUGGUUGCGAGCUUCGCUGUUGCCGGAAUAUACCCUCGAUCAUAGAGGUGAAUGAUUUUCUUGCUCCUGCAGAAUAUCGAAUAAGGGAGGCUGAGUUUUCAUCCAACCGAAAAGCUUAUUUUAGGGCCAAUCAACUCCUGGGGCACGGGUUCAUGUGGUCAUGCAAUUUUCCCUGCUUGUACAAGUUCAAGUUGUCUUAUGUAAUUAGGUUCGACCAUCUUGCUGAUCCUCCUCCAAGAAUUCGUUUUUGCCCUUGUAUUGUCAAAAGUAAACAUAUCCCAUACCCGUUGAAACACGAUGACUGACAAACAGAACACUGUUUGCGAAAUGCUUCGAGGUUCGCAAUAGAACAGGACUUGAUUGCAGAAUCACAUUCUCUCA
Molecule: messenger RNA, 3091 nt
Organism: Punica granatum (pomegranate)
Lineage: Eukaryota; Viridiplantae; Streptophyta; Magnoliopsida; Myrtales; Lythraceae
Source: RefSeq, a predicted model, not a curated record